This is a messenger RNA of Myxocyprinus asiaticus (Chinese sucker), 2338 nucleotides long. RefSeq lists its product as uncharacterized. The transcript has 8 exons. The coding region runs from base 309 to 1961 and encodes 550 amino acids. Gene Ontology annotation, biological process: sperm capacitation. Gene Ontology annotation, cellular component: sperm fibrous sheath; cytoplasm. The record is from RefSeq and is a predicted model, not a curated record. Lineage: Eukaryota; Metazoa; Chordata; Actinopteri; Cypriniformes; Catostomidae. Gene Ontology annotation, molecular function: calcium ion binding.
AACAGCUUGCGGAAUAGGUCAUUACGUCAUGUCCGUACCAAAGUAUCGAAACGCAGCUGAACACUUGCAAUAUUUAGAUUUUUUUUUUCUAUAUCGUAAUUUUAAAUUAUAAUUAAUUUGUGUGUGUGUGUGUGUGUGUGUCGCCGAAACUUGCAAAUGCUUGACGCCGUUGAUUUGAUUUGUGUGAUUGUUUUGAUUUAAAGCGAUCAAACAUACACACGACGUGCCUUAAUACAUCAACAUAUCCAACGACAAAGACACACUUUAAAGAGAAAUAAUAAAUCCAGUUCAUUGUCAGAUCUUUUAAGAUGUCGUCCAGUAGUUCUGUAUUUAAGUGUCCAGAGACAGUGAUCAUUCCCUAUGGACUCAAAACACUGCUGGAGUCUGUGUGUCGAGCUACAAUCAUAGAAAACCCGAGCCAUAUCCCUCACUUCAUUAAUCAAUACUGCUGCGAUCUGGUCAAAUAUAGACACAAGUUCUCUAAGAUGGACACUAAAGAAGUGGUGUGUCUGUUUCAAAAGAAUCGAGAGUUGCACCAAACAUUGGAUAAACCAGCUUCUGUUGAGGACAUUUGUACACAGAUGUUACCUGCUGGAGCAGAAGAACAGGUGACCUUUCACUCCAUGACUUUCAGCGAUUUGACUUCUGUAAGUGCUCAUUUGAUGGAUGCAGCAUUGACUUUUACCCAGAGAACCAAACCUGUGGCUGUUGAGCUUGAUUUGAACAUUAACCAAACUGCUACCGAAGGCUGCACAGGAGACUGUUUAGAGGAUCUGACUCAAAAUACAGCAGCCAGUAGUAGUGACACUGGAGCUUCAUUAACACAAGGUGCAAAUAAAGUAAAGAUACCAUCUACAACAGAUGCUGAGAGACCUGAGGAACAUGUAGAUAUGUUUCCUGAAGUUUAUACAACAGGAGAUAUACCAGGCAGACAUGCUUUGGAUGAGGUGUCAACCGAUGUUUUCAAGCAAACUUCUGAGACAGAAAUGACCUUCUCAGAGGAGUCAGAUGUGAUCUGUCAGAUGUUGCCUGCAGUACUUUCAACAAACGUUAAGCAUUACGGAUCCCCUGUUUAUGUGGACUCUCUCAUUCUACGAGAAAUUUCUGCAUUCAAGACAGAUGUGGAGAGCACUGAAUAUACACAAUUAUCCGUCACAUCAGCAUCUCAACAGGAGAGUUAUGAUGAUGAAAUGACUAGUGUGUCUUCCUGUGUUUUGGAGUCAUCUUCUACUGAGAAAAAUGAGUUUACUGUUAACUGGCUGAAAAUACCGUCUGAACAUGAUGAGGUUUCUGAGGAAGAUCAAGAAGUGGCAAAUAUAUUGGCACUGAAUGUUCUUCAUCAAAAUUGUCCAUCGGGAACCUGUCUGAGACAGACCUGCAUUAAGAGUCUCGAGAUGAUUACAGGAGGAGAAGAUAAAGACACAGCAAACACAUGCUCUCACUCAGCUGAAGACAAUGGGGAUAUUUCAUCAGCCUCAUGUGUUGUAGGAUCCUCGCAGACUCGCAUACCAGACAUCACAAAAAAAAUGUUACUGGACACUUCAGGUCAUGUCUUGCCUUCAGAGGACAAAUGGACAGAUGCUGUCUCACCGUCUGGUUUCAUGGGAAAGGCUGUGUGUGCUUCAAAGACAACUCAAACACCUAAUGAAGCAGAUAAUGAAACAUCCGCACGGGUGUUGCAGCCGCUUGCGUCCAGUGGAAACACGUACAUACAAAACUACGGCUCUGGACACAUAGUGUUGUUGACGACACAGUGCCCUCACCAGUGCCCUCAUCAGUUAGUGUCUUAUCAUCAGGUGCAGACACAUGCUCAGCACACAGAUGGAGUCUCGUCUGUCAGUCUGUCCAUGACGAUGUCCACAGACAGCUGCUCAUCGGCCAUCACAGAGAGUAAAACAUCCACUCAUAUCUCUGAUCGGCCUCUGAUGUCUGAUGAAGAUGAGAAUGAGGGGUUUAUGUAGCAUGCCAUCAAUUCAAUUUACUGGUAAAUGGUAAAAAACUUUCUUUUCACAUUAUUUGGUACAAUUCAUGGAAUGAGAGAAUCUCAGAAAAAACUGUAAAGAAGUGCCCAAGACAGAUUUCAAGAAAUAAAUUAUAUUUGUGUAAAGAAAAUAACGAACAAUCAAUUAUCAUGCUGUAUUAUAUAAUGUGAAUCUAAUUAGAAUCAUCGAACAAACACUAUAGCAAAAUGCGCAUAAUUAGAUUGUGGGAGUGAAAUGUUAUUUUGUCAUAAUGCAAAAAAAAAAAAAAAAAGAAAAAAACACUUCUCGAAGUUAUUUGAAUUUGGAUUGAAAUAUGACAUGUUUUCAUGAGAUUCACUCUUAUUAUAUUAGAUUCA